Messenger RNA from Danio aesculapii, 1437 nucleotides. Its product is annotated as rhamnose-binding lectin-like. The transcript is spliced from 16 exons. NCBI's taxonomy places the organism in Eukaryota, Metazoa, Chordata, Actinopteri, Cypriniformes, Danionidae. Gene Ontology annotation, molecular function: carbohydrate binding. The record is from RefSeq and is a predicted model, not a curated record. Bases 2 to 1378 code for a protein of 458 amino acids.
UAUGGGCUGUAGCCUAACUGCAGGGCUUGCAUUAGUCCCUCCAAAUGCCAAUGUGUUGCCGUUAACUAAAACCGUAGUGAUUUGUAAUGGUGAACGUAUGGUCUUGAAGUGUGUAUAUGGUGUGCUUCAGAUAACCGCUGCAAACUAUGGACGUACUAAUAAAGGUGACUGCUCUGGAAGGCGUCCAGUCCUUCCCCAAAACACCAACUGCAACUUCAAUGCGCUGGCUCCUGUUUCACAAAGCUGCAAUGGGCUGCAUAGUUGUGAGCUUUUUGCUACAACUGCAAUCUUCACUGAUAUCUGCCCUGACAUGAACUCAUAUCUUUCAGUCACCUACUACUGCCUCCCACAUGAAAUCCGUUCAAGUGCAGUCUGUGAAAAUGCCAAUGCUAACCUGAAAUGUGAGGAUGGGUCUUCCCUAAACAUUAACACUGCUAACUACGGGCGAACUGAUAGCCACACAUGUUCUGCUGGACGACCUGCUUCUCAAGUUGCGAAAACUGACUGCUAUGCCUCAAUUUCGAAGUCAACGCUUGCCUAUGCAUGUAACGGAAAGAACAGCUGCUCCAUUUCAGCCUCCAAUGGUGUUUUCUCCGAUCCGUGUGUCGACACAUACAAGUACCUGUACACAGCAUACUCCUGUGUGCCUCAGUCUAUGUUUUGUCUCAGGGUUAUUCUCAGCUUGCUUAUGGGCUGUAGCCUAUCUGCAGGUGUUACAUUAAAUGUAGCCCCUCUAGAUGCCGACGUGUCACCACGAACUAAAACCAAAGUGAUCUGUAAUGGUGACCGUGCAGUCUUGAAAUGCGAAUAUGGUAUGCUUCAGAUAACUGCUGCAGACUAUGGACGUGCUAAUAGAGAUGACUGCUCUGGAAGGCGUCCAGUCCUUCCCCAAAACACCAACUGCUACUUCAAUGCGCUGGCUCCUGUUUCACAAAGCUGCAAUGGGCUGCGAAGUUGUGAGCUUUUUGCUACAACUGAUAUCUUCACUGAUCCCUGCUCUGACAUGAGCUCAUAUCUUUCAGUCACCUACUACUGCCUCCCACCUGAAGUCCGUUCAAGUGCAGUCUGUGAAAAUGCCAUUGCUAACUUCCAAUGUGAUGAUGGAUCUCUCCUACACAUUCAUGCUGCUAACUACGGGCGAACCGAUAACAGCACAUGUGCUGCUGGACGACCUGCUUCUCAAAUUGCCAAAACUGACUGCUAUGCCUCAAAUUCACAGACUCUGGUUGCUAAUGGGUGUGAAGGGAAGAACAACUGCUCCAUUUCAGCCUCCAAUGAUGUCUUCUCAGAUCCGUGUUACGGGACAUACAAGUACCUGUACACCGCAUACUCCUGUGUGCCCAGUUUUAUUGGAGCUGAUCUUGCUGAUUUGGAUUAGCAUCUCCACAUGGCUGCAUUAAAUGUUUAAGCGGUUCCUUACAGUAACCAUGGUUUAAU